Messenger RNA from Colletotrichum graminicola M1.001, 1458 nucleotides. RefSeq lists its product as uncharacterized. The transcript has 2 exons. Gene Ontology annotation, cellular component: uniplex complex; mitochondrial inner membrane. NCBI's taxonomy places the organism in Eukaryota, Fungi, Ascomycota, Sordariomycetes, Glomerellales, Glomerellaceae. Gene Ontology annotation, molecular function: uniporter activity; calcium channel activity. The record is from RefSeq and is a predicted model, not a curated record. Bases 1 to 1458 code for a protein of 485 amino acids. Gene Ontology annotation, biological process: mitochondrial calcium ion homeostasis; calcium import into the mitochondrion.
AUGAGCUACGCGUUCCGUCGCGUAUGCCUGCAACUGCCUGCCAGCUUCAGCCCCAAGUAUGGUCCUAUGCGUCAAGCUUUCCGCCCAGCCGGACUCGGCACCGGCACCAAGGCUUCGGUAACAGGACGCGCGUUCCGUCUCUCUGCAAUAUGGCGGGACGAUGCCGAUGAUGCCAAGGCCAAGAAGACGAGCCAACGUGACAUGGACAAGGAGGAGGACAAGGAAAAGUUCGAGCGGGAUGAGCUGAUUGCCCUGAGGAAACAAGAGGAGAGGCCAUGGCACCGAGCCGGUCAUGAGGUCGACCAGCGUGAAUCGUCCAAAGAUCCUACCAACGGUGACAAGACACGAGGACGCCUCCUUACGACACCAACGAGAUUAUUGAAGCUCAUCCUGCCACUACCUUUCCAUGCAGAGCAGUCGCGAAUCAACCAGACGCCCAAGAAAGAUGAAGAAAAGGCCGAUAUUGCCCCCCUCGCUCUGCUUGUUCAUCCCCAGCAGCCACUUUCCUAUCUCGAACGGCUGCUCCAGGCCGAAAUCCCACCCAUUGACGACGGCCGCCGAGAACGGAUCCCGAAAAUAUACUUCCGAGCAGAGGCCGAUCACCAAGAGUCUAAGCCGGACAGGCGCUCAUCGCAGAAGCAGGAGGGUAAUGUUGCCUCGUACUCCGGUCUCGGCCACGAGGGCCCCAAGAGGGACCACGACGACAAGAACUGGGUGCGAUGGAGCGGCAGCACCGAGGUUGGCGACUUCAUCAGGGACGCCGCUCGUGGCCGGGAGUUCUCGAUCGGGAUCGAAGGGUACGAUCAAGAGCUACGCGUAGCGGUGCCGAGUUUCAACGACAGAACAUACUACAUGCGCAUCCGAUUACGCAGAAUGUCUCGCCGCGUGGAAGAACUUGCCAAGAUUAAACAAGAAUGCGACUACCUCGCGCACCGCGGAGCCCAUCGCCUCGCACAGGGCGGUUUUGCCCUGCUUUCGGGCUGGUGGGGAGUGGUGUACUAUGUUACGUUUCAUACUGACUUCGGCUGGGACCUCGUCGAGCCGGUAACGUACCUCGCCGGACUGACGACCAUCAUGGGCGGUUACCUCUGGUUUCUGUAUAUCAGCAAGGAUCUCAGCUACAAGGCAGCGCUGAACAUUACCGUCUCAAAGCGGCAGUCGGCACUUUACCACGAGCGAGGAUUCGACCAGGCGGCAUGGGACGCUCUCGUGCACGAGGCCAACUCGCUGCGUCGCGAGAUCAGAUUUGUAGCGACCGAGUACGACGUCGACUGGGACGAGACCAAAGACCUCGGAGGCGAGGAGGUCCAGGAAGUACUCGACAAGGAGAAGAAGGGUUCGAGACGUAGGGGCGAAGAUGACGACGCUGAGGAAGAAGAACGCGUAGAGCACCAGCGCAAGGACGACAAGAAGACGCCGCAGAAAUCGGAGGAGGGCAUCGACAGCAAUAAGGAAUGA